Rotaria sp. Silwood1 is the source of this 1122-nucleotide messenger RNA. The record is from the annotation of a GenBank genome assembly. NCBI's taxonomy places the organism in Eukaryota, Metazoa, Rotifera, Eurotatoria, Philodinida, Philodinidae.
AUGUUAAUACGAAACAUAUUCGUAUUUUUAACAUUUAUUUGUUUAACAAGUAGUUAUCCAAAAUAUCGAUCCGUGGUAAAUACUAAUAUUCAGGAUCCUGAAGAAAUAGGUGGAGACUUUGAAGGUGAUAUUUUAUUAACAUCUAUGACAAUCUCUCGAGGUAUAGGUAAACGAAAUACAUCUGCUCGUUGGCCAAAUGGUAUUGUUCCAUAUGAAAUUUCAUCAGAAUAUGGUAAGACUAUAUUUUUCAAAAAACGAAUACUUACUAUCAGAUUACUUUUUGCAAUAAAACAAGAUGCAUAUGAUCGUGCUAAGAUUAUAUCAGCAAUGCGUCGUUUGGAAAGAAUUGUUUCAUUAGAUCCAACUUCUGCUUCAUAUUGUAUUCGAUUUCGACCUAAAACUGCUGAUGAUAAAUAUUUUAUAUCAAUCAAAAAUGGUAGUGGAUGUAGUUCAUAUGUAAGUGGUCAAAAAGUUACAUUACAGAUGAAAUCAUAUUGUGUUGAUCGUGAAGCAACUGUCAUGCAUGAAUUUAUACAUGCUCUUGGUUUUUGGCAUGAACAAUCACGUCCAGAUCGAGAUAAUUAUGUAACUAUUGAUUUUAAUAAUGUACAACCAGGCAAAGAACAUAAUUUUAAUAAAUAUUCAUUUGAAAUAACAGAUACAUUAAAUCUUCCAUAUGAUUAUAAUUCGGUGAUGCAUUAUUCAAAAACUGCUUUUUCAAUGAAUGGACUACCAACUAUUAUUACAAAAGAUCCAAAUGUAUGGAUAGGACAACGAAAUUCAUUAAUUGAAGGUCGUGCUUAUACCAAUCAACAUUCAUUGAAAUCUUCGUUUGGUGUUGGAGCUGAGUGGACACAUCAAUAUGGCCCUGAUAAUGCUCUUAAUUCGUUUCAUGAACAACUUAAAACAGAAUUAGAUAACGAUUAUUAUAUUCAAUUAUUUGAUCCAACAACAAGUGUUGGUUAUUAUUCAGAUGGUUCGAAUAUUGCUCAACAAAUUUGUACUCAAGCACAAAAAACAAUUAAUCGAUUAUUUUCACAAUAUAUAUCUAAUGAUAAAGAUAAAGAUAUUUCAAUAUAUGACACAAUCGAACAAGAAUUUAAUAGAUUAGAAGACAGUUAA